GUUGAAAAGAUUCCGCGAGCCCCACGCCGAAGAUUGAUUCGAAAAAGCCAUUUUAUGAUAUGAGCGCAAAAAUUUCUCAUGAACUUCAAUAACACCGAUGUUCGACAGUUCGAGUUCUAGAAUAAUAAGCCUAAUUGACCUUGCAUUGGUUGUACAGAAAAUGUUCUGUAUGAUGGAUGAAGUUUGACCUCGAUGCCAGCAAAAGAUGGUGUCAAUAUGUGGAACGCGUUAGGUCGAAUAUCAUACAAACAGUUGGGUUUUGUUGUUUGUUUACAACCGUUGUUGCUGUACGAAUCGUAGCGAGCAUUCGGGUUAGCUGGAAACGACGAAAAUGUACAGAUAAAGACGGACGAAAAACUACAUUUGACGAGAUACAAUUUAAGUAUUCUCCUGAGAAAGUAUAUUACUCAUAGUUAUAAGAAAGUCAAGCCAUAUCAUCAGUUCGGAGUAUUGUAACGCGAAGAUAAAAUACACCACGGGCCUGAUCGUGUAAACCAUUAUAUUCAUAGAAAUAAUCUCUCCUUUUUUAGCAUCGAGAGAAAUUCCCAGCCCAGUUUAUCUCACUGUAUUCCACGCACACAUACACAUGCAAUCAUGACGUAAAGAUUAGGGCACAAGAAUUUAUUGACGUGUAUAUAUUUCUCGUUAUAAUGACGCACGUAACGAGGCUGUAUAUAGCUGGUGAUAUUUGCGUAUGUAAUGAUGUUAUACUGUUUCAGAUUGCAGUUGUUUUGAAAAGGAGCUGUUGGAUCACUUAUUCAAAGACUAUGACAAGGACAUGAGACCAGUGUUGAACGACAGCGACACUGUUACUGUGACAAUGGGAUUGUCACUCCACCAGAUUAUGGACGUUGAUGAAAAAAACCAAAUAAUGACCACAAGUGUUUGGGCUCGACAGAAAUGGUAUAAUCCUUAUUUACGAUGGGAUAAAACGAAGUAUGGUAACCUGUCAACUAUCAACGUUCCAAGUAAAAAGAUCUGGAUUCCUGAUAUUGUCCUUUAUAACAAUGCUGAUGAAGAUGUGGACUUCAGAGGUUACUUGGACCGCCUCUCAACGAGAGUUCAAAUAAACGACAAAGGACUCAACACCUGGUUAUCGCCUGUGAUGUUGAGGACAAAGUGUAAGAUCAACGUGGAGUUUUUUCCCUUCGAUUCCCAGAGUUGCAUACUGAAAUUUGGAUCGUGGACCUACGACGGUUACAGACUGGAUGUUCAGAACGAAAGCGCAACUAUCGAUUUAGGAAUGUAUAUUGCUUCAGCCGAAUGGCAUUUGGCAUCAUCUCCAGUUAAAAGAAACAUCUUGCAUUAUUUCUGUUGCCCAGAACCGUAUCCAGAUGUAACAUUUAUUGUGAAUAUUCAACGAAGAACGUUGUUCUAUUUGACAAAUUUGAUUCUCCCCCUGGUCGUUAUAUCUGUAUUGAUUACGUUCGUAUUUACACUACCACCAGAAUCAGGAGAAAGAAUAUCUUUAUCCAUCACAAUUCUCCUGGCGAUGACCGUCUUCAUGUUAUUGGUCACUGAAACAAUCCCACCGACAUCAGAAGUCAUUCCUCUCAUCGCAAAAUUCUACAUGGCGGCCAUGUUCGAGAUUGCCCUUGCUCUCAUCGUGACCUGCUACAUCCUGAGAUGCUACCACACCACUGCGAGCGAAGUACCACCAUGGAUGAAGCGGCAUCUGGUAGGAACCCUGGCAAACUUCUUUGGAGUCAAGAAAUCCAAGGCUCUGUUAAAGCAGGAAAAGGAGGAGCAAAGCUAUAAAAAGUUGACUCAGAAAAGAGGGUUCUUGGGAAAGAUGAUUGUUAAAUUUCGACAGGAGGAGACUGGGGAGAAAAACGAAGGGAACGAGUUCCAUGGCAACGGAACCGCAAAUGAGACAGCAGUGGAGAAGUUGAUGAAGAAUUAUGAUCAUCGCGUGGGUAUCCCUCAACAUCCUGAUAUAUCCAGUCAUGUACACAUUUCGCACCAUGACAAUUGCAAUGGUUUUCGAAAAGGUUAUGAAUAUCAGAACGGUCAUGCACAUAACUACCCUGGCGGGAACAAAGACUCGAUUCCCAUGAACAGAACCACAAACGAUGAUGAAUCAGUUGUCUUGAAAAUUUUGGAAAAACUUGAAAUUAUUUCUACGAACUUUCAAACGAAAGAAAAAGUUGAUUUGGUCAAGGAACAGUGGCACAUCAUUGCCGUCGUCUUCGAUCGCGUUUCGAUGUGGACAUUCGCAGGCGCAAUUCUCAUAACAAUGUCAAUGAUAUUCUACCAAGCUCCGGGUUAUGUAGCGUAGAAAAUGUAGCGAGAUUCCG
Molecule: messenger RNA, 2297 nt
Organism: Dendronephthya gigantea
Lineage: Eukaryota; Metazoa; Cnidaria; Anthozoa; Malacalcyonacea; Nephtheidae
Product: neuronal acetylcholine receptor subunit alpha-10-like
Exons: 6
Coding region: 779-2278 (499 amino acids)
Biological process (GO): monoatomic ion transmembrane transport; regulation of membrane potential; signal transduction
Cellular component (GO): postsynaptic membrane; synapse; neuron projection
Molecular function (GO): acetylcholine-gated monoatomic cation-selective channel activity; transmembrane signaling receptor activity
Source: RefSeq, a predicted model, not a curated record